AUGCUGCGCCGGAGGAUGGGGUACUCGGACCCCACGUCGAGUAAGGACCUGCUCGGCAAUAGGUCUCUUUGUUUUAUCUUUAUCUGUGCAUUUGGACUGGUCACUCUAUUGCAACAAAUACUCUAUGGAAAAAACUACAUUAAGAGUGCACAACAGUUUAGCAGACUCAAAGGCGACGAAACGGGGAAUUGGAGCGGUCCCAUUAAUUUCUCGGAUGACGGAUCUCUGAAGCCGGCCAGAAAUGGGAAGAAAAGAUGUUUCCGUCAGAAUUUUCAGCCUGAUUCACAGAGCUCCAUAAUAGUCGCACCCUGCCUAGCUGAUAUUAAGAAGAAAAAAAAACGCUCUCACAGGUAUUUGGACUCCUACAAAGGGGCCUAUGAAUACAACUCCACUGCCUGCAAAGAGUUCAGGCAGGACAUUAUGGACGUUAAGGUCCUGACAAUGGUGAAAACUUCAGAUCUCUUUGAGAGGUGGAGGAACCUGCAGGUUUGCACGUGGGAACAGAAUAAAAUGGAGACUGACAACUUCAAGGCGUCUCUGUCCCGGUGCUGUAAUGCUCCCUCCUUCCUGUUCACCACCAAGAGGAACACGCCUGCAGGGGCCAAGCUGAGGUACGAGGUGGACACCAGCGGCAUCCUGCCCGUCACAACCGAGGUCUUCAAGAUGUUCCCAGAUGAUAUGCCAUACAACAAAUCCCAAUAUAAGAAAUGCGCUGUCAUUGGAAAUGGAGGCAUCAUCAAGAACAGCAAAUGUGGGAAAGAGAUCGACUCAGCAGACUUUGUGUUCAGAUGCAAUAUACCACCUAUCAACGAUAAGUACUCAGCAGAUGUCGGCACUAAAACGGAUCUUGUGACAAUUAAUCCAAGCAUAAUUACAGAGAGGUUCCAGAAGCUGGAGAAGUGGCGGCGGCCGUUCUACGAGGUCCUCCAGAACUACGAGAACUCCUCGGUGGUGCUGCCGGCGUUCUACAACACGCGCAACACCGACGUCUCAUUCCGCGUCAAGUACAUGCUGGACGACUUUGACUCCCAGCGUGGCGUGUUCUUCUUCCACCCCCAGUACCUGCUCAACGUGCAGCGCUUCUGGGCGGUGCAGGGCGUGCGGGCCAAGCGCCUCAGCAGCGGGCUGAUGCUGGUGACCGCCGCCCUGGAGAUGUGCGAGGAGGUCCACCUCUACGGCUUCUGGGCCUUCCCCAUGAACCCCUUAGGCAUCUACAUCACUCACCACUACUACGACAAUGUCAAGCCACGGCCCGGCUUCCACGCAAUGCCCCACGAGAUCUUUAACUUCCUGCACAUGCACACGCGCGGGAUCGUCAACGUUCAUACAGGGCAAUGCAGGUGAUCGCCCCCGAC
Molecule: messenger RNA, 1355 nt
Organism: Gadus chalcogrammus (walleye pollock)
Lineage: Eukaryota; Metazoa; Chordata; Actinopteri; Gadiformes; Gadidae
Gene: st8sia5
Product: ST8 alpha-N-acetyl-neuraminide alpha-2,8-sialyltransferase 5
Exons: 9
Coding region: 1-1344 (447 amino acids)
Biological process (GO): N-glycan processing; oligosaccharide metabolic process
Molecular function (GO): alpha-N-acetylneuraminate alpha-2,8-sialyltransferase activity
Source: RefSeq, a predicted model, not a curated record